GAAAGCAAACGAUAAAAUUGGGUGAGCUCGAGUUCGUGCUCUUGCAUUUUCGUCUUUACUCGAGGCUGGCCUACAAAACAUGUAACAGAGCCGACUCGCUGAUUCGCUACGUUUGCAUGCGCUGCUCCCAGCAAGGAGAGUGGUGAGGGCCAAAAAAUCCUACGUUCUGCGGUUCUGGAGACACUGCUGCAAUCAGAAAAAGUACACGCGCGCAUAUCCUCGGAUUUGAAGCGCUAGUUGAUUUAAAAAAUCACAUUUGUUCGAUCCAGCGGAGAAAUAAUAAUAAAUCAAAAGAUCUGUUCACCAACUGAUAAUUAAUUAAAUGUUCCUGAUAUAAUAUUUAAGAUUUGGUAUUUUGAUCAAUUUGGUAAUUCGUGGAGUGCAUAAAACUACAAGGAAUUCUGAAGAAGUCAUCAGUGACUUGAAAAGUUCUCUACUAACUACGAUUACUUCAGCCAUACAAAAUGACGUUUAUUGUUGCUGCUCUUCUUAAUGCUUUCUUAGUCAUCAGUAACGCAGAAGUGUUGCCGUUAACUGUGUCAGAUAACCAGGUAUUGAUUGGUGGUAAACAAGGAAGUCUCUCUGGUAUGAGUUUUUUCUGGACAAACGACGAUUGGGGCGGAUCAAAAUUUUACAACAAGCAAGCAGUAGAAUGGUUGAAGAAUGACUGGAAAGCUAGGGUGUUACGCGGUGCUAUGGGAAUUGAAAACUCCGGUGGCUAUUUACUAGAUGCCGAAAACAACAAAGCAAGAAUUAAAACUCUUGUGGAUGCAGCGAUUGAAUUUGAUAUGUAUUGCGUCGUUGAUUGGCAUGAUAAUUAUGCUCACCUACAUAAGGAUGCUGCUAUUGCAUUUUUCGAAGAAAUGGCAAGGUUUUAUAUUGGUAAAAACAACUUAAUAUUUGAACUCUUUAAUGAGCCACAGGACGAUGUCUCAUAUACUAACGACGUGAAGCCUUAUGCUGAAGAAGUAAUUAAGAGAAUCCGGGAUACUGGUAGCACAAACGUGAUUCUAGUUGGUUCAACCCACUGGGAUCAGGAUGUUGAACAGGCUGCUGCCAACAAAAUUACUGGCUAUGAAAAUAUUGCAUAUACUCUACAUUUCUACGCUAAUAGCAUAAACAAUGCUGGUCAAGAUAUGAGGGACAGGGCAACUGCUGCACUUAAAAAUCAUACAGCGCUGUUUGUCUCCGAAUGGGGCACCGUUGAAGCAAAUGGCGAUGGUCCUGUUAAUGCAGAGGAAACUAAAGCCUGGGUUGACUUUAUGAAAGCUAAUCACCUCAGUAACUGCAACUGGAGUCUCAAUGAUAAGGCGGAAGGUGCUUCUGCUUUAAAACCGGGAGUGCGUGUUGAUGGACAAUGGACUGAAUCAGAUCUCACCGAAUCAGGAAAACUCGUACGAGAAAUUAUCAGAACAUGGUCUGACUGAAAUGAGUUUUUAGAUAAAUUAUGAUUUUAUUUCAUUUAAGAACCUAUUUAGCCUGUUCUGGUCCACUAUAAAUAUAUCAGUUGGUUGUUAACAAAA
Molecule: messenger RNA, 1523 nt
Organism: Belonocnema kinseyi
Lineage: Eukaryota; Metazoa; Arthropoda; Insecta; Hymenoptera; Cynipidae
Product: endoglucanase Z-like
Exons: 3
Coding region: 465-1427 (320 amino acids)
Molecular function (GO): hydrolase activity, hydrolyzing O-glycosyl compounds
Source: RefSeq, a predicted model, not a curated record